Molecule: messenger RNA, 5994 nt
Organism: Nycticebus coucang (slow loris)
Lineage: Eukaryota; Metazoa; Chordata; Mammalia; Primates; Lorisidae
Gene: PDLIM5
Product: PDZ and LIM domain 5
Exons: 9
Coding region: 189-893 (234 amino acids)
Biological process (GO): actin cytoskeleton organization; heart development; muscle structure development
Cellular component (GO): Z disc; filamentous actin; stress fiber
Molecular function (GO): actin binding; muscle alpha-actinin binding
Source: RefSeq, a predicted model, not a curated record
CGUGGUCGGGGGAGGGGCGGGUCCGGGGGUGGGGUCAGGGGGCGCCAGGAGGCGGAAGUUCCCGCGGGCGGUGGGGACGGCGCACGCACCGAGAGUCACUUGUCAGCGCUCCUCUGAGGCGGAGGCAACGCAGCGCCGGACCCGAGUGUCUUUCAUUUUCUGGCCUUGGACUUUGAGCCAUUAGAAUCAUGAGCAACUACAGCGUGUCCUUGGUUGGCCCAGCUCCUUGGGGUUUCCGGCUGCAAGGUGGCAAGGAUUUCAACAUGCCUCUGACAAUCUCUAGUCUAAAAGAUGGUGGCAAGGCAUCCCGGGCGAAUGUAAGAAUAGGUGAUGUGGUUCUCAGCAUUGAUGGAAUAAGUGCAAAUGGAAUGACUCAUCUGGAAGCCCAGAACAAGAUUAAGGGUUGUACAGGCUCUUUGAAUAUGACUCUGCAAAGGGCAUCUGUUAUACCCAAGCCUGAGCCAGUUUCUGUUCAAAAGCCCACAGUCACCAGCGUGUGUUCCGAGACUGCUCAGGAGCUAGCGGAGGGACAGAGAAGAGGAUCCCAGGGUGACAGUAAACAGCAAAAUGGGAAAAUCCCACCUAAACGUCCACCAAGAAAGCACAUUGUGGAGCGCAAUACAGAGUUUUAUCACAUACCCACUCACAGCGAUGCCAGCAAGAAGAGGCUGAUGGAGGACACUGAAGACUGGCGUCCACGGACCGGGACAACUCAGUCCCGCUCUUUCCGAAUCCUUGCCCAGAUCACUGGGACUGAACAUCUGAAAGAAUCUGAAACUGAUAAUACGAAGAAAGCAAAGGAAAAGAUACCCCUUCACGUCUUUAGUCCCAAAUACACAAAAUUACGUGACUGGCACCAUGAAGUUUCAGCACGUGCUCUUAACGUACAGUGAUUUAUGAGCCUUGCUCCCCAAGCAGCCAGCACAUACCUUUUCAUCCACUUUUUCUUUUUUUCUUUCUUUUUUUUCCAACUUCACUGAAAAAUUCUGUAUUAAAUUUGCUUUAGGAAAAAAUAGAUCCUUUUCUAUAAUUUUCUAAGAAUUUCCUAUUGUUAUGAGAAUAAGGAACAUGAGCGUGUUUUAGGCUAGCUGCUAGCUCACAAAUGUAAAACCAAAAAAGAAAACUGAGGGACUAGAUCUCUUCAGUGGAUUUACAUCUGUUUCCAUUAUUACUAGGAUAGUAACCUCAGUCAGAAAGGGAGUUAUUUUCGUAAGUUGAAUUUGGUUGGUUGGUUGAAGCAGAGGCAGAUGAGAAGAUAAUACCCUUGUCUAAUUCGGAAAGUACUUCCUUUAUGUUAUUACUUUUCCCAAGAUUAUUUUUAAGUUCAGUAUUAUGUAAUGUUAAAGUUGAUUGUAGUUUAUUCUGAAUAAGCACAGGAUUAAAGAGAGAAGAUGCUAUUAAAGAGUUCAUUGUAGACUUAGGUAUCUUUUAAAGCAGGUACUAUUCAGGAUGGCUAUAUGAAGAAGAGGAAGUCCAGAUUUGACUCCUGAAAAAGGAAAGAAGACAAUUUUACAGUGUUCUUUUGGUUGGUUAGAUUCAAAGAUCUUAUUUUCUACCAAAGGAAAUAUUUCUAAGUUGGCGGACAUUUUUAGGGUGUAGACAAUUUCUAGGCAUUAAUUAAUAACAGAAAAGAUAGCUUUUUUUUUUUUUUUGUAGAGACAGUCUCACCUUAUCGCCCUCGGUAGAGUGCCGUGGCGUCACACGGCUCACAGCAACCUCCAAAUCCUUGGGCUUAGGCGAUUCUCUUGCCUCAGCCUCCCGAGUAGCUGGGACUACAGGCGCCCGCCACAACGCCCGGCUACUUUUUUUUUUUUUUUUAAACCAAAGGACAGGAGCUUACGGUAAAUUGCAAUAUGUAUGAUUUUGAGACAUGAGAGAUAUUUCACUUAGCAAGAUGAACUGUGCAUUGCUGCUGUUCCUAGGAAGCUAUGUUUUAGGCAAUACAUGGAAGCUAAAUAUAUGACCAGAAAUGCUUUCUGCCUUGUAUUAUAAUGUAUUAUAUAUUAGGUGUAAGUUCAUUAAUAAAUGCAUUUUGAAGUUUGGAAAAGUAAUAAAGUUGUCUUUAACUUAGUUUUGUACUUGUUUUGUUUCCUUAAGGACAGUAACAGUGUCAUCCAGGACUUGUCAUAGUAUCACUUGGGUAAAAUAAACAAUUCUUUUGAUAUCUCAUUUGGAAAACAUUCUUAGUUUUGUGAGGUUACUUAAAUGUGAGUGAAAACAUGGCAAGAAAUCACGUUUGAUUUCUUUCCCUGAAAUUACUUUAACAUCACAUCCUGUGUGAGUAACACAUAAGAUCGAUUAGACUGUGACACAACAUAGAAUUAUUUUCUAUGUGAGAAUGAUUACUGAAGGAAUUUGCCUUUAUUCGAGGGUUCAUGUUUAUUUUUAUGGGUGUUCUUCACUUUAAUAUCAGAAUGGACUAGGAUAACUAUCUGAUUAUUUGGAGAAGUUAGAUAAAUUUCAAUUAGUAAUUGAUUACUCUUUAAAAUUUAGCCCAACAAAUGCAUUUAAAAAGUAAUUCUAGAAUUUAUCUAGAUGUGCCUUUCCCUUACACUUCAUGAUAUAGAAGAUGUCUUUCAUUUAUUACAUCAUUCUCUUUCGGAUACUGAAAGAGAGGUCUUGACUGCUUGUGCUUUUAUGAUCCUGACAUCAGUCCCUACUAGUGUCUCUGGUCUGUGUAAGAAAAUUCACUUUCUUCGACCAGGUUUUCCUAUAUCUGAUAAUUCUUUCUUGAUCUAAAAGGAUGAUGUCUAAAAGAAGAUAGAAUUAAAGUCUUAUAAAAACAAAUGGUAUUGUAGGGUAAACUUGGUAUUUUCUAUCAUGAACCCAGUUUCUAGCAUAACUACAGAAUUGAUAGAAGGAAUUCACUGGUAAGAAUUUUAGGUAAAUAAAAGAUAACAUGUAUGACUAAAAUUUGAAAUAGGUACAGCUGAAAAUAAGAAUUUAAUACCUUGCCUAAUUUAAACUAAAGUAUCAUGUCAUUGAAAGCAUAGACUUACAUAAAUGGGAUGAUGCAUACUUGAACAUGAAGACAAAUGUUCAGCCAAGAUCACAAAGGGCGAAGCCCUGUCAGAAGUUGAAUUCCUGAGUUCAGUGAAUCUCCUGAAACAUCUUAUAUUGCUAGCUUAAAAGCUAGCAAAAAAUUAUAAAAGCUUCUUGCAAAAAUAUUGUAGGUCUAGUGACUUAAUUUAUGACUUGUUUUUGUUUGUCCUAUACAGACUUUUUGUCAUAGCCUUAUUUUUAAUGUGACAUUGGGAGGUUACUCUUAAGAGUUUUCAACAUUUUUUUCUUACAAUAAUGUUUUAAGCUAGUCAGAAGCAGCAAUUUUUUUGUUACACAGUCAAAUUUAUUUCUAUUACCCUAAAAGUACCUUAUUUGUGGAAACAGAAACAUACUCAUUUUGUUCUUUAAGAAGGCUGAGAAAUAGACAUCUUCGAGGUUAUUGAACAGAAAAUACGGUAUUAGGAUACAGAAGUCCCUUCUUUUAUGUAGAAUUGUUAAAAAAUGAAUAGUGAAUUGAUUUUUUUCCUCCCAGAUAAGUAAUUUUACGAGUAUUGUAUUCCUGUUGCGUAUUUAAAAUCAUAUAAACCGUAAGUCAUUCUUUCAAUUGAAUAAUUACUGAAUACUUAGAUGUCAGGUUUUAAUCCAUGUGCUAAGAAUACAGUGGUAAAUAUACAGGUGGCCAUAAGUUUGUGUGCAAUUUAAAAGAGUAAGCAAGAUGAUCUGAGGUACUUGUGUUAUCAGGAUAUAAGCUAAAUUUAUGUAAAAGAAAUUUGUCUUAGGAAGGUGUUACUUUAGCUUAUGUGGACCUCUGAGGAAAGAACCUAAUGCCAACCCCUGGGAGGGGAAGAGGAGUCAGCAGUGCAGAGGGCAGAGGAAGCAGGUAUGGAAUGGAGAGUGCAGGUGCACAGAACAGAACCGUCUCUGGGGCUGAGAGGGAGAGGACGAGAAGCAGGAUCUAAGAACCUAUUGUUUAUGUAUAUCGACAAAUAUAUGGUAACUCAACGUUCCCAUUACUAUCCAUAGCAUUUUAAAUGGAGAAUUAUUAUAUCAUGUCUAACCACUGAGGUACAAUCAAAAAUGCAGAGGGAGGACAGUAAUGUUGCUAAGUGAAGCGUGCUCGUCUAGUCAGAGCCGGCUGAUUGUCAUGAAUGUGAUGUUUUUCUUGUUGAGACCAGUGAAGACCCAGAAAAGUGAGGUACGACUAUUGUGUAUGUUACUAGCCAGUAUGUGAGGAACAGAAACAGAAUGUCUUGUAGAGUAUACAUAAAGCCAUACCCCCAAAUCUUUGAUGUCUAAAAAUUUAAUAUAUAAUGCUCUCUUCAUAAUUUAGUGAUAAAUUUGAUGACUUAGUUCUCUCUAUAAAAUCCUGGCUGGAGGCUUGGCGCCCGUAGUUCAGUGGUUAGGGCACUGGCCACAUACACCGAGGCUGGCGGGUUUGAACCCGGCCUGGGCCUGCUAAACAACAAUGACAACUGCAACAACAACAACAACAACAACAACAACAACAAAAUAGCCGGGUGUUGUGGUGGGUGCCUGUAGUCCCAGCUACUCGGGAGGCUGAGGCAAGAGAAUCGCUUAAGCCCAAGAGUUUGAGGUUGCUGUGAGCUGUGAUGCCACUGUACUCUACCACGGGUGACAUAGUAAGACUGUCUCAAAAUAAAUAAAUAAAAUAAACAUCAUAGUAUUGGGGUUUUUGUUGUUGUUGUUAGAAGUAGUAGGAAACACGAAAUUAUAAAUUCUGGGUUUUUUUGGUUGAGAUUUGUAGCUGACAGAGUGUUUUCUGCCCCUGAGUUUCCAUUUCUUUAAAAUCUGGUUAGACUCUGUGGUAGUCACUGUGAUACCCACCCAAAUACCUCUUUUUUUGAUACCACUUGUGCUGGGAAUGUGGUGGGCAGGCAGCUUUUGUGUGUUAGCCCCUUCACAGUUACUGCAGCUGCAGACACCCCUUCCUUCAAGCCUGAUUGGUUGGAAGAAGAGAGAGGUCAAGAGGCUAGCCAUUUCGGCACAAUUAGGGAACAUUGGUGGGAGGGCCACCGGGCUCCAGAGCUGCUGUGGUUUCAGCAGAGGCCUGUUUGGCGGCUCCACAUCACCUUCUGCCCAUUCCUAUCUCCUCCCUCCCUUUCCCUUGCAAAGGCGUGGAUCUUGGAGGCACUCCCAGCAAGCAUUCUCCAUGCAAAGCUCUGUCUUGGAGUCUGCCAUCUGGACAGCCUGAUCUUCAGCAGAAUCAUAAUCUUCUAGAUCUUCAGUUGGACCUCAGUUGCACGAAUUUUCCUCAGCAUGGUGCUUUGAUUUAUUUUCUCAUUUCCUCUGUCGUGUUCACGUCUCAUCUUUUUUUCCUUGAAUCUUUAACCCAGAACACAAACACACAAUUUCAGAAAGUCUUUAGAGUAAAAGAUCAGUUAAGAGCAGCCUGAAAGGUAUAUGAAAGUCAAAAAGAAGAUGCAUUUUCUUUGCUUCAAGUAAAGAGUGUUUUUUUGUUGACUGCAUCCUAGGGCAGCCUAGGAGUAACGAACGGGCAAAGGUAUUGCAAUGUCAGAUAUAUUCAAAACUAUAUAAAUGAAGCAAUGAAAUGAGAAGCUUCAAAGUGGAACAUUAGGAUUUACUCUGAGGAAAUGUAGAGAAUACUUAAUAUAGGAAAGCAGCACUUACCAAAAUGUUAUGGCUUUGCAUAUUACAAUUUUUUAUGUGUGGAAUUGUAGAAGUAUGUGUAAUUUAAUCAGUCACUUAAUAAAUUUUGUUUCAACACUUCUGUUUUCUUUACAUCUUUUAAAGUUUACCUCUGCUUCUCUUCUGAGGGAGCUGCUGUUGCUCUGUGUAGUCUUUGGAAAUGUUUAGGAUAUAUAUGCAUAUUGCAAGAUCAGAAGAACAACCACUCAAGGCUGAAGAUACUAAAUACCUUGUAAAGUACUGAAUAAUUCUUGAAAAUGAAGAACUUAUAUCAAGCCCAAAAUGCCACUGGUGUGCUACUGAGAAUGGCUGGGUUGAGUGUAA